Perkinsus marinus ATCC 50983 is the source of this 1539-nucleotide messenger RNA. RefSeq names its product Pyruvate kinase, putative. The coding region runs from base 1 to 1539 and encodes 512 amino acids. The transcript has a single exon. NCBI's taxonomy places the organism in Eukaryota, Perkinsozoa, Perkinsida, Perkinsidae. Gene Ontology annotation, cellular component: cytoplasm. Gene Ontology annotation, molecular function: magnesium ion binding; potassium ion binding; pyruvate kinase activity. The record is from RefSeq and is a predicted model, not a curated record. Gene Ontology annotation, biological process: glycolytic process.
AUGGGUUGCAGUGUGAUUGGUGAGGCCCACAUCGCUGUGCCGGAUGAUAUGGCUGAGCUCGCUAGUUGGGGAUGUGGCUUGCAGGACUCCUUUCAAAGGAAGACCAAGCUUGUAUGCACUAUGGGUCCAUCAUGUUGGGAUGUUGAUACGUUGGUGAAGAUGAUCGAUCAGGGUAUGAACGUGGCGAGGUUCAACUUCUCUCAUGGUGAUUUCGAGAUUCAUAGUAGAACUCUGAGGAAUCUGAAGGAUGCACUCAGGGAGCGGCCAAACGACGAUGUAUCCAUCAUGCUCGAUACCAAGGGACCCGAGAUCCGCUCGGGUUUCUUUGCUGCUGGUGGUAAGGUCGAGCUCGAGGCCGGUCAGGACUUGAUCCUCACUACUGAUUACUCCUUCAAGGGUGAUGCUCACAAGAUUGCCUGCACCUACCCCAAGCUCCCUCAGAGCGUCAAGCCCGGCUCCAUCAUCCUUAUGGCCGAUGGUACGGUUAACCUGGAGGUUGUUGAAUGCUACGAGGAUAGCGUUAAGACUCGUGUCUUGAACCAUGCUAUCAUCGGUGAGCGUAAGAACAUGAACCUCCCCGGUGUCAGGGUUGACCUUCCCUGCAUUGGUGAGAAGGAGGCCAACGAUAUCCUCAACUGGGGACUUCCCAACGGAAUCGAUUUCAUUGCCGUCUCCUUCGUCCAGCAUGGCGAUGAUAUUCGUGAACUGCGGAAGAUGUUGGGAAGUCGUGGUCGGAACGUUCAGAUCAUCUCCAAGAUCGAGAGUACUGAGGGUCUCAGGAACUUCGAUGAUAUCCUCGAGGCUUCCGAUGCCAUUAUGAUCGCUCGUGGUGAUCUUGGUAUGGAGAUGCCCCCUGAGAAGGUCUUCCUCGCUCAGAAGAUGAUGACUGCUCGCUGCAACCUCGCUGGCAAGCCCGUCAUCACCGCCACUCAGAUGCUCGAGUCCAUGAUCGAGAACCCCAGACCUACUCGUGCUGAGGUCAGUGAUGUUGCCAACGCUGUUCUCGAUGGUACCGAUGGCGUUAUGCUCUCUGGGGAAACUGCUGGUGGGAAGUUCCCCGUUGAAUCUCUUACCAUUCAGCGUCGUAUCUGUGAAGAGGCUGAGAAGGCUAUUGACUACGACGCCUUGUUCUUGAGGAUUCGUACUCGGGUACUGAAUCACAGCCCCUCUGGGCUCUGCACGCCUGAAGCUGUUUGCUCGGCUGCUGUUGACCUCGCGGCUGAGACAAACUGUGGUUUAAUUAUAGCUAUAACAGAAACGGGUGCCACCGCUCGUCUAUUGACGAAGUAUCGUCCGGCCCAACCCGUGCUCGCCUUGUCCACAUCCUUAUCGACGAUGAGGUCUUUGAGUAUAGUCCGGGGCGUCAGAGCUCUACAGGUGCCCUCUUUCCAGGGUUCGGAUAGAAUCAUUCAUAAUGCUCUUGAGCAUGCUAAACAGAUGGGCUUUGCUAGAGUCGGUGAGAAGGUUGUAGCUGUUCAUGGUAUGAGAGAGGAGACACCCGGAGCUGUCAAUGUUAUGAAAGUUCUUCUUGUUGAGUGA